AUGGCUGCUAUUGUAACAUACUCUGAAAUCAGCAGAUCAACCCCUAAUGACUAUACCUACCACAAACUAUCAACAAGUUGUUUCCUUGCCUUGGGGAGGACAUCCUUUACUUUCAGAGCAAAGGCUAACAAUGACCUUCACAUUUUGCUGAGUACUCAGGAUAGCUCUUCUCUUACUUCAGCCUAUGAAUUCGUCAUUGCUGGAUGGAGCAAUACUAAGUCGGAACUCAGGAUCAAUGGAGGAUCUAAGUGUGAUGAACAUUAUCAAGUCUUUUUGAGCCAAUCUUGGUACGACAAUUUCUGGAUUUCGUGGUCUGGGACUACAAUCCAAAUGGGAAUUGGUACAUCAGUCGGCAGUAGCGUUAAAUUGAGUUGUACACAUUCCCCGAGACACGAUGUCAAGUACAUUUUGAUCAAAACUGGAUGGGGUUCUUCAGGUCAAUGGAGGUUUCCUAACGAUGUUACAUGCACACACGAAUUAAACAGUAACGUGAACGUUCCCACUAGUUCUACAGGCUGUAAUGGAGUCAGCACUUACGCUUGUAACUCAGGAUACAAGCAGGUUGCAGGGAACACACAACGUACAUGUUACGGAAAGUUCUGGACGGGAUACCCACUUGUCUGUUCAGUUUCAACCUGCAAAAUUGACAUUCUUUUCAUUAUAGAGGCUUCCUCAUACACGUCUUCUAUUUACUAUGAAUUAGUAUCGGUUAUUGGCGAUUUGGUGAGGACUAUGCAAAUUUCAACCAGUAAUAUACAAGUGGGGGUGAUAUCUUAUGACAACGCUGUGGACCAGAAUAUCAAGUUUAACGCCUUUACUACGGCGGCAUUACUGGACACUGCUAUUACGUCAUUAUCGAUACCAAAUGCUUCUUCAAGAAUUAACCUCGCCGAGGCAUUACGUGUUGCAUUUUAUGAUUUUGUGAAAAUGUCAAAUGGGAACAGAUAUCAAGCAUAUAAAUACUUUGUUAUUGUUGGUAAAUCAACUCCUAACUACGUCGGUGCAGAUAUCGGAGGCAAUAUACGACAAGUUGCCAAAAAUCAAGUUUUCGGAAUCGGUAUUGCUCCAUCGACGUCUCUUGCCAAUGAUCUGAAAGCGGCCGCUGGGAGUACUGCUAGAUACUUUCAAGCGACCUCUUCAGCAGACCUAGCAACACAGUUCAACGCCGUUCUAACGAAAAUUGCCGUUUGUCCAACAUCUGGUUUUCCUGGUCCUACGUCUGUAGCUUGCAAGCUCGACAUCGUUUUCAUAGUGGAAAAUUACAACCUGCGUUUCAUAAAGAGAUUUGUGGCAGAGUUAGUGGAGGAUUUACCUAUUUCUUCAGAUGGCGUAAGGGUAGGUUUUGUGAUAUUUGAUAAUGGAGCAAGAACCGAGUUUGGGCUCACUUCUUAUACGAGUUCCGAGGCCGUCAAAGGUGCAAUUGAAGGAAUUUCAGAGACGUCUAGCAGUUAUCAUUAUGUAGACAAAGGAUUAAUUCAUGCCCGUGACUAUGUGUUCACGGCUGCUGGCGGAGAUCGUUCAGACGCUAAUAACUAUUAUGUCUUUAUCGUCGGACCUUUUUCCAGCGACCCAGUCACAACAGCAAGGGUCAUCAGAAGAAGUGGGAACAAUAUAAUUUUUGGCGUUCAUCUUGGAACGAGUUACGCAGCAAUUUAUAAGGAGACUGUUGGUUCCUGCAAUGACCACUCUAAAUAUACAACCUCAGCUACUUAUAACGACAUGAUCAACAUUAAAAAUACAGUGAAAGGAAAACUCACUACCUGUUGUCAGGUUCCACAAUACACACAAGACUGUAAACUUGACAUAGUCUUCAUCAUUGAUGAUACGGAUGCAGUCACCGCUGCUCAGUUCACGGAAAUGAAAACUGCCCUUGAAGUUCUUGUCAGUAAAAUGCUUAUUGGUGACAAUGCCAUAAGAAUAGGGAUAGUAACCUUUGGGGACGGAGCCGCAACCGCCUUUCCACUCAACCAGUACUCAACUGCACCUGACUUGAUCAGUGCUAUAAACGCUCUUACACAAGGAGACUCGAACUCGACUUAUAGUCGGAAUCGCCGCUAUGUAGAAAGAGCCAUAACAUGGACGCUAUGGAACUUUUUCACGCAAGGAAACGGAGACCGCUCUGACGCCCAGAAUUAUUACGUUGUCCUGACAUAUGGAGGUUCCUACGGAUCGAAUUUUACAGAAUAUGGAACAUCAUUGCUGUACAAUUCCUCCAUUGAUAUUUUUAUACUUGCUGCCAAUGUUUCUUCUAGAGAUGAUGCAGAUUAUCAGGGAGGCGUCUUCUCAGCGAGAUACAUGAAAGCUACGAGCUUCGCCGUUCACCAGUGUGACAACUAUGUGAUCUCAACCAUCACUCAAUGUCCAGGACAAGCUCCAAAUCUUACCAAUCCUAAUGCUACUACUACUACUACUGAUAAUUCUUACUACUACUUUUACUUCUUUUUCUACCACUACUAUUACUACAACUACUACUUCCUAUCUUACUACUACUACUACUAUUACUACUACUACUACUACCAUUACUAA
Saccostrea echinata is the source of this 2526-nucleotide messenger RNA. Its product is annotated as collagen alpha-3(VI) chain-like. The transcript is spliced from 10 exons. The record is from RefSeq and is a predicted model, not a curated record. The coding region runs from base 1 to 2526 and encodes 841 amino acids. Lineage: Eukaryota; Metazoa; Mollusca; Bivalvia; Ostreida; Ostreidae.